AUGAACGGGGCUGCAAAAAAUCUUGUUGAAAAGUUCAAUGCAGAAGGCUUACUGACUGGAAAGGUUGCUGCAAUGUUCAAUGGCAGUGAUUUAGCUUUUUCAAAUAGGGAUUGUUGGAACCAUUUGAGAAAUCUUCGGAGAAAGAACUUAGAUGUUGGAGAUGCACAAGCUAUAAGGUUUGCUUAUCAACAAUUUGGUGAUGUUAUUACUUUUGAUACAACAUAUAGAACCAACAAAUAUAGCCUGCCAUUUGCCCCUUUCACGGGACUGAACCAUCAUCUUCAAUCAAUUUUAUUCGGUUGUGCAUUGUUACAAGAUGAAUCUGAAAAAUAUUUUGUAUGGUUAUUUGAAACUUGGCUUGAGGCAAUGAAUGGAAAGAAGCAUGUUUCUAUGAUAACUGAUCGAGAUUUAGCUAUUGGAGCUGUUGUUGCCAAGGUAUUUCCAGAAACACGUCAUCAUCUAUGCUUGUGGCACAUUAGAAAGAAGUUUCCUGAAAAGCUUGCACACAUAUAUCACAAAAAUUCUACAUUCAAGCGUGAACUGAAGAGGUGCAUUCGAGAAUCAUCAAGUAUCAAGGAUUUUGAAGAUGAUUGGCAGCGCAUAAUGGUUGAGUAUAGCUUGCUGGAAAAUGAAUGGCUUCAAAGAUUAUUUGAUAUUAGAGAGUCAUGGACACCGGUUCAUAAUAGAAGCACCUUUUUUGCCGGUGUGAAUACUACACAAAGAAGUGAAAGAAUUAAUUCUUUUUUUGACUCCUUUGUUAAUUCAACCACAACACUACGAGACUUUGUGGUAAAAUUUGAGAAGGCCAUUAACAAUCGCUAUGAGGCUGGAAAAAAAAAGAAUUUUGAGUCCCGACAUAAGUCACACACUUUGACUAUUGGCUCAAAAAUUGAAGAACAUGCUGCAUGA
Molecule: messenger RNA, 909 nt
Organism: Gastrolobium bilobum
Lineage: Eukaryota; Viridiplantae; Streptophyta; Magnoliopsida; Fabales; Fabaceae
Product: protein FAR1-RELATED SEQUENCE 5-like
Exons: 2
Coding region: 1-909 (302 amino acids)
Biological process (GO): regulation of DNA-templated transcription
Source: RefSeq, a predicted model, not a curated record